AUGGAUUUGCCAAACUUCAGUAAAAAUUUGAUAAACUACUCGUCGAACGAAUCCGAUUAUUAUUUUCCAGGCAGCUACGUCGCCGCGGGAACAAAUGCAACGUUGCAAGUGACAGCGAUUGUUGGUGUUUGGAGGGUUUUCAUCGGGGCUCACACGGAUUUUGUUUCGAAACUUCCGUUGAAGCGUUGGCCGAAAGCAAUCAGGAAGAUAAUAAUUUUGUCUGUUGGUCUGUACGACAUAUCUUCAUAUUUCGGAGGCAGUGUGGUGUUUGUGAGUCCCAGUGGAAUAAGUCGCAUAGAAGCUCUACUUUCAAAUGUUGUUUCGUCUCCCAGGUACGAUUCUCAGAACAGUUUAAUUAAAGACUCGUGGAAUGCAAGCAGGAACUCUGCAGGACUGUGGGCGGAUAUAUCAGGCAAGUACAUAACAUUCACGUUGCCAUCCUCCAGCGUAAGAAACCUGCAAGACCCAGGUCCUGUCACGCAGUUGUACGACACUCUACUCCAGCACUACCACAAUUUAAGAGGAACGGACAUCGACAGGCAGAGGAAGAUGUGGGUAGUUACCGACAAACAAACAUCAAACGGCGCCAUGCAUGCAGGCUAUCCAAUCGUAACCCACUUGGAUGUCUCGAAUCCGAGAAGUGAUAGAUUCCUACUGAACGAAUCGGGAUUGAGGAGGGAUACUUGGAAAUUUUGGGGUAUCUUCCACGAAUUGGGCCACAACAUGCAGCUGAGUGAAUGGACGUUUGAUGGCACUGGGGAGGUCACGUGCAACAUAUUUGCACUUUACGGCGUGGAAAAGAUUGGCGGCAUCGAUCUCUGGAGGAAUCCUUGGUUGAAUAAUUUCGUCGCCAGAGCAGUUGAUUACAUCAACAAAGGUGCGAAUUUCAAUGUUUGGAAGGGCAAUCCUGGAAUAGCAUUGAUAAUCUACGCUCAGCUGGUAGAAGCUUUCAACUGGACAACAUACAAACAAGUUUUCCGUCAUUAUCAAAAUUUAUCCGCCUCAGAAAGGCCCAAAAACAAUCAGGAAAAAAUUGAUAAAUGGUUUUUUAUUUUUUCCCAAAAGUGUAAUUUUAAUUUAGCUCCACUGGCCAGAUAUUGGGGCAUACCUCUAUCUGAAGGGGCUGUUGGAAAGUUGAAUGACUUGAGGUUGGAAAAUUUUCUACCUGAUGAUAAAUUAACGAGCCAAACACCCGCCAGAGUUAGAAUGGUUGCGAGAUUCUUUCCGAAUUUGAGAAAUCAAACUGGUGGCUAA
Molecule: messenger RNA, 1254 nt
Organism: Helobdella robusta
Lineage: Eukaryota; Metazoa; Annelida; Clitellata; Rhynchobdellida; Glossiphoniidae
Exons: 1
Coding region: 1-1254 (417 amino acids)
Source: RefSeq, a predicted model, not a curated record